Messenger RNA from Alternaria arborescens, 909 nucleotides. RefSeq lists its product as hypothetical. The transcript is spliced from 5 exons. The coding region runs from base 1 to 909 and encodes 302 amino acids. Lineage: Eukaryota; Fungi; Ascomycota; Dothideomycetes; Pleosporales; Pleosporaceae. Gene Ontology annotation, molecular function: serine-type endopeptidase activity. The record is from RefSeq and is a predicted model, not a curated record. Gene Ontology annotation, biological process: proteolysis.
AUGUUCGAAAAGAAGACACAGGUGAACGCUACGUGGGGCUUGGGUCGAAUCUCGCACAUUGAGCCUGGUCAGAAUAAUUACCUUUACGAUUCCACUGCUGGCGAAGGCACAUGCGUAUAUGUCGUCGAUACCGGUAUCGAGACCACUCAUCUAGAAUUCGAGGGCCGCGCCUACUUCCUUGCAGAUUUUAGCGAAGAGGGAGACCAGAUUGACGGUGCGGGACAUGGUACUCAUGUUGCUGGCACAAUCGGUUCCCUCACAUGGGGUGUGGCAAAGAAGACGACUCUUUUCGCAGUUCGAGUGCUGGACUCUUCCGGUACCGGUACAAAUGCUGGCGUCCUUGCCGGUAUGCAGUUUGUUAUCACGGAUGCAAAAGAGCGUAUGGACGCCGGAGAUUGCCCGAAAGGAGCCUUGGCCAAUAUGAGCCUUGGGGGAAGAAAAUCUCAAGUCAUGAAUGAUGCUGCUGCUGCUAUCGUUGCGGCAGGUAUCUUCCUUGGUGUCGCCGCAGGCAAUGAAGGCACGUUGGCUGAUUACUCAUCUCCAUCAUCUGAACCUACUGUAUGUACCGUGGCCGCUACAGCAAACAAUGGUACGCUCAUCGAAUGGUCCAACUAUGGUCCCCGGGUCGAUAUUCUGGCACCUGGUGUUGAGAUCACCAGCACUUGGAUUGGUGGAGGCAUCAACACUAUAUCUGGAACCAGUAUGGCCACUCCGCAUGUUGUCGGCGUAGCUGCGUAUUUCGCAGGUCUGGGAGCACGGGUAGAAGGUCUGUGCGAACAUCUUGCUAGUACCGCGACAAAGGGUGCGAUCGAUGAUAGCACGCUCCAUGAGGGUACACCUAACGCUCUCGUAUAUAACCAGGCGGAGGGAAUUAAACAUUACGGUAGACGUACUGGCCAGGCCAUGUAG